Molecule: messenger RNA, 926 nt
Organism: Penaeus chinensis
Lineage: Eukaryota; Metazoa; Arthropoda; Malacostraca; Decapoda; Penaeidae
Exons: 4
Coding region: 60-497 (145 amino acids)
Source: RefSeq, a predicted model, not a curated record
UGUUAAAGCCAAACACUGAGGUGGAAGCGCCGUACCUUAUACGUGUGUAGUUUUUCAGGAUGAAUUGGCUUGUCCUCAGCGUUAUCCUAGGGCUUGGGUGUUUAAGCCAAGCCCGAGACUCUGACGACGCCCGCCUGGUCGCCCGUUACCAGACCAAAACAGCGUUCAUCUUUACGACGUCGGUUACCACGGUCCCCUUCACCUGCAUCUCCGGCGACCCGGCCACGAUCCCCUGCACCAAGAGGAGACUCCGGCGGACAGCAGCCAUCGGGGACAUGAAAGGAACCGGCGAGGGUUUAUUGGAUAGCUCGCUGGACAUGGAGGGCGCUCUGCUGACGGAGGACGCCCAACGGGAUGAACGUGUCGCCAUGACUUUCUGGUCCACUCUCUCCUCCACCUACACCAUCACUUCCACCUCCACCAACACCGGCACCACAUUCUCCGUCUCCUAUUACUGCACGCUCGCUGGAGCUAUCAACCCCCCCGCCUGUGGAUAAGGGCAGGGAAGGUCCGAAAGGCGUCCGAGAGGGAGUGGAAGAUCCUCCAUGUUUUUGGCGCGAACACAAUGGUCGAGGAAAUGACGAUGAUGCUGUUCUCCAGUGUUUCUCUCUCUCUCUCUCUCUCUCUCUCUCUCUCUCUCUCUCUCUCUCUCUCUCUCUCUCUCUCUCUCUCUCUCUCUCUCUCUCUCUCGUUUUCUUCUGUUCUUUUGCUCUUUCUACUUUUGUUUCAUAUCUUGAAAUAAAUGUUUGUGACUCUUGUUUCUACAAAAUUAUUUAAUCUCUUCAUUACUUUCUAUCAUUUUUUUUCUACGCUCCUUAAGCAUUCUUUAUCUGCCUGAAUGUUUUGUCUUCUUAUUUUUAAGUAUUUAUUUUUGUUGUCUACAGGGUCAGUUGUGUACAUACAUCAUUAAAGCUUUAUCAAACAUU